GCGGAGAUGGUGAACAAAGCACUACAGCUUCAGAGAAACUUCCUCAAAAUGGCCACCACACACCAGGAGCCUGCUCAGGUAAGGAUGAUAUGUGCAAUUGCUUGGAGGACUGUUCUGAAUGCAAAUACCCAAAGCAAGUAAAACAAAUUAGUAUGGAUCAGGACUACGGGCCAACUGCACUUCAGCAGAGUUAUCUAAUGUGGACUUACAGUUGAAGUCGGAAGUUUACAUACACUUAGGUUGGAGUCAUUAAAACUCGUUUUUCAACCACUCCACACAUUUCUUGUUAACAAACUAUAGUAUUGGCAAGUCGGUUAAGACAUCUACUUUGUGCAUGACACAAGUCAUUUUUCCAACAAUUGUUUACAGACAGAUUAUUUCACUUAUAAUUCACUGUAUCACAAUUCCAGCGGGUCAGAAGUUUACAUACACUAAGUUGACUGUGCCUUUAAACAGCUUGUAAAAUUCCAGAAAAGGAUGUUAUGGCUUUAGAAGCUUCUGAUAGGCUAAUUGACAUCAUUUGAGUCAAUUGGAGGUCUACCUGUGGAUGUAUUUCAAGGCCUACCUUCAAACUCAGUGCCUCUUUGCUUGACAUCAUGGGAAAAUGAAAAGAAAUCAGCCAAGACCUCAGAAAAAGAUUGUAGACCUCCACAAGUCUGGUUCAUCCUGGGGAGCAAUUUCCAAACGCCUGAAGGUACCACGUUCAUCUGUACAAACAAUAGUACGCAAGUAUAAAGACCAUGGGACCACGCAGCCGUCAUACCGCUCAGGAAGGAGACGCGUUCUGUCUCCUAGAGAUGAAUGUACUUUGGUGUGAACAGUGCAAAUCAAUCCCAGAACAACAGCAAAGGACCUUGUGAAGAUGCUGGAGGAAACGUGUACAAAAGUAUCUAUAUCCACAGUAAAACAAGUCCUAUAUCGACAUAACCUGAAAGGCCGUUCAGCAAGGAAGAAGCCACUCCUCCAAAACCGCCAUAAAAAAGCCAGACUACGGUUUGCAACUGCACAUGGGGACAAAGAUCGUACUUUUUGGAGAAAUGUCCUCUGGUCUGAUGAAACAAAAAUAGAACUGUUUGGCCAUAAUGACCAUCGUUAUGUUUGGAGGAAAAAGGGGGACGCUUGCAAGCCGAAGAACACCAUCCCAACAGUGAAGCAUGGGGGUGGCAGCAUCAUGCUGUGGGGGUGCUUUGCUGCAGGAGGGACUGGUGCACAUCACAAAAUAGAUGGCAUCACGAGGAAGGAAAAUUAUGUGGAUAUAUUGAAGCAACAUCUCAAGACAUCAGUCAGGAAGUUAAAGCUUGGUCGCAAAUGGGUCUUCCAAAUGGACAAUGACCCCAAGCAUACUUCCAAAGUUGUGGCAAAAUGGCUUAAGAGCAACAAAGUCAAGGUAUUGGAGUGGCCAUCACAAAGCCCUGAUCUCAAUCCUAUAGAAAAUGUGUGGGCAGAACUGAAAUAGUGUUUGCGAGCAUGGAGGCCUACUAACCUGACUCAGUUACACCAGCUCUGUCAGGAGGAAUGGGCCAAAAUUCACCCAACUUAUUGUGGGAAGCUUGUGGAAGGCUACCCGAAACGUUUCACCCAAGUUAAACAAUUUAAAGGCAAUGCUACGAAAUACUAAUUGAGUGUAUGUAAACUUCUGACCCACUGGGAAUGUGAUGAAAGAAAUAAAAGCUGAAAUAAAUCAUUCUCUCAACUAUUAUUCUGACAUUUCACAUUCUUAAAAUAAAGUGGUGAUCCUAACUGACCUAAAACAGGGAAUACAUUACUAGGAUUAAAUGUCAGGAAUUGUGAAAAACUGAGUUUCAAUGUAUUUGGCUGAAGUGUAUGUAAACUUCCGACUUCAACUGUAUCUCCUUUACUUAAUGUAGCCAGUGUCACCCAUUUCAGUGUCGCAGUAUCGCCCUUUUUAGUAUCGCCCAUUUCAGUAGCGCCCAUUUCAGUAGCGCCCAUUUGAGUACUGCCCAUUUGAGUACUGCCCAUUUCAGUACUGCCCAUUUCAGUACUGCCCAUUUCAGUACUGCCCAUUUCAGUAUAGCCCAUUUCAGUAUCGCCCAUUUCAGUAUCGCCCAUUUCAGUAUCGCCCAUUUCAGUAUCGCCCAUUUCAGGAUCACCUUUUCCAGAGUUUCAGCAGCAGCCUUUUCCUCUCUGUCUUUCCUGUGCUGCUGGGCCAGUGGGCAGCCAUGCGGCGCCCCGGAGCUCCACUCACAUAGGAUUACCCCUUUUUAAAAAGAACGCUAAUACAACACAUUCCCAACGCAUUCACGUAUGGGGAAGGGAGGGGGGAAAGGGGGUGAAAGGGAGGGGGUAUGGAGAGGAAGAGGGGUUAACGUGUUAUCAUCCCGUCAGCCUUCAGUUUGUAUUGAACCAGGGGGGAGCUCAGAGCUGUACAGGAAGUGAUUAACUCAUAUCUCGCAGGUCAUUGGUCAAGAGGCAGUGAGAGAGAAUUCACCAAUUGUCUGAUACACAAACAAGGAGGAAGGGUUUAAACAGAGGGAGACAAGGGAGAGGAAGGGAGUAAGAGAGCAGGGGAAGGGAGAGGGAUGAGAGGACAAGAGGGUGGGUAAAUAGUUUCAUGUCCUGUAUCUUUACUGUAGUCUGUAGAGAGGCUGUAGAGAGCCUGUAGCGAGACUGUAGCCUGUAGAGAGCCUGUAGAGAGACUGUAGCCUGUAGAGAGCCUGUAGAGAGACUGUAGCCUGUAGAGAGCUUGUAGAGAGACUGUAGCCUGUAGAGAGCCUGUAGCCUGUAGAGAGCCUGUAGAGAGCCUGUAGAGAGCCUGUAGAGAGCCUGUUGAGAGACUGUAGCCUGUAGAGAGCUUGUAGAGAGACUGUAGCCUGUAGAGAGACUGUAGCCUGUAGAGAGCCUGUAGAGAGACUGUAGCCUGUAGAGAGCCUGUAGAGAGACUGUAGCCUGUAGAGAGCCUGUAGCCUGUAGAGAGCUUGUAGAGAGACUGUAGCCUGUAGAGAGCCUGUAGCCUGUAGAGAGCCUGUAGAGAGCCUGUAGAGAGACUGUAGCCUGUAGAGAGCCUGUAGAGAGACUGUAGCCUGUAGAGAGCCUGUAGAGAGCCUGUAGAGAGACUGGAGCCUGUAGAGAGCCUAUAGAGAGACUGUAGCCUGUAGAGAGCCUGUAGAGAGUCUGUAGAGAGAAUGUAGCCUGUAGAGAGCCUGUAGAGAGACUGUAGCCUGUAGAGAGCCUGUAGAGAGACUGUAGCCUGUAGAGAGCUUGUAGCCUGUAGAGAGCCUGUAGAAAGCCUGUAGCCUGUAGAAAGCUUGUAGAGAGACUGUAGUCUGUAGAGAGCCUGUAGAGAGACUGUAGCCUGUAGAAAGCCUGUAGAGAGACUGUAGCCUGUAGAGAGCUUGUAGAGAGACUGUAGCCUGUAGAGAGCUUGUAGCCUGUAGAGAGCCUGUAGAGAGCCUGUAGAGAGACUGUAGAGAGCCUGUAGCCUGUAGAGAGCCUGUAGAGAGCCUGUAGAGAGCCUGUAGAGAGACUGUAGCCUGUAGAGAGCCUGUAGAGAGACGGUAGCCUGUAGAGAGCCUGUAGAGAGACUGUAGCCUGUAGAGAGCCUGUAGAGAGACUGUAGCCUGUAGAGAGCCUGUAGAGAGACUGUAGCCUGUAGAAAGCCUGUAGAGAGACUGUAGCCUGUAGAGAGCCUGUAGAGAGCUUGUAGAGAGACUGUAGCCUGUAGAGAGCCUGUAGAAAGCCUGUAGCCUGUAGAGAGCCUGUAGAGAGUCUGUAGCCUGUAGAGAGCCUGUAGAAAGCCUGUAGAGAGCUUGUAGAGAGACUGUAGCCUGUAGAGAGCCUGUAGAGAGACUGUAGCCUGUAGAGAGCUUGUAGCCUGUAGAGAGCCUGUAGAGAGCCUGUAGAAAGCCUGUAGCCUGUAGAGAGCUUGUAGAGAGACUGUAGCCUGUAGAGAGCCUGUAGAGAGACUGUAGCCUGUAGAGAGCUUGUAGAGAGCCUGUAGAGAGACUGUAGCCUGUAGAGAGCCCGUAGAAAGCCUGUAGCCUGUAGAGAGACUGUAGCCUGUAGAAAGCCUGUAGAGAGACUGUAGCCUGUAGAGAGCCUGUAGAGAGACUGUAGCCUGUAGAGAGCCUGUAGAGAGACUGUAGCCUGUAGAGAGCCUGUAGAGAGCCUGUAGAGAGACUGUAGCCUGUAGAGAGCCUGUAGAGAGAAUGUAGCCUGUAGAGAGCCUGUAGAGAGACUGUAGCCUGUAGAGAGCCUGUAGAGGGCCUGUAGAGAGACUGUAGCCUGUAGAGAGCCUGUAGAGAGACUGUAGCCUGUAGAGAGCCUGUAGGGAGUCUGUAGAGAGAAUGUAGCCUGUAGAGAGCCUGUAGAGAGACUGUAGCCUGUAGAGAGCCUGUAGAGAGACUGUAGCCUGUAGAGAGCUUGUAGAGAGACUGUAGCCUGUAGAGAGCCUGUAGCCUGUAGAGAGCCUGUAGAGAGACUGUAGCCUGUAGAGAGCCUGUAGAGAGACUGUAGCCUGUAGAGAGCCUGUAGAGAGCCUGUAGAGAGACUGUAGCCUGUAGAGAGCCUGUAGAGAGCCUGUAGAGAGUCUGUAGAGAGAAUGUAGCCUGUAGAGAGCCUGUAGAGAGACUGUAGCCUGUAGAGAGCCUGUAGAGAGACUGUAGCUUGUAGAGAGACUGUAGCCUGUAGAGAGCUUGUAGCCUGUAGAGAGCCUGUAGAAAGCCUGUAGCCUGUAGAGAGCUUGUAGAGAGACUGUAGCCUGUAGAGAGCUUGUAGCCUGUAGAGAGCCUGUAGAGAGACUGUAGAGAGCCUGUAGCCUGUAGAGAGCCUGUAGAGAGACUGUAGCCUGUAGAGAGCCUGUAGAGAGCCUGUAGAGAGACUGUAGCCUGUAGAGAGCCUGUAGAGAGACUGUAGCCUGUAGAGAGCCUGUAGAGAGACUGUAGAGAGCCUGUAGCCUGUAGAGAGCCUGUAGAGAGACUGUAGCCUGUAGAGAGCCUGUAGAGAGCCUGUAGAGAGACUGUAGCCUGUAGAGAGCCUGUAGAGAGACUGUAGCCUGUAGAGAGCCUGUAGAGAGACUGUAGCCUGUAGAGACACUGUAGAGAGACUGUAGCCUGUAGAAAGCCUGUAGAGAGACUGUAGCCUGUAGAGAGCCCGUAGAGAGCUUGUAGAGAGACUGUAGCCUGUAGAGAGCCUGUAGAAAGCCUGUAGCCUGUAGAGAGCCUGUAGAAAGCCUGUAGCCUGUAGAGAGCUUGUAGAGAGACUGUAGCCUGUAGAGAGCCUGUAGAGAGACUGUAGCCUGUAAAGAGCCUGUAGAAAGCCUGUAGCGAGCUUGUAGCCUGUAGAGAGACUGUAGCCUGUAGAAAGCCUGUAGAGAGACUGUAGCCUGUAGAGAGCCUGUAGAGAGACUGUAGCCUGUAGAGAGACUGUAGCCUGUAGAAAGCCUGUAGCCUGUAGAGAGCCUGUAGCCUGUAGAGAGCCUGUAGAGAGCCUGUAGCCUGUAGAGAGCCUGUAGAGAGACUGUAGCCUGUAGAGAGCCUGUAGAGAGCCUGUAGAAAGCCUGUAGCCUGUAGAGAGCUUGUAGAGAGACUGUAGCCUGUAGAGAGCCUGUAGAGAGACUGUAGCCUGUAGAGAGCUUGUAGAGAGCCUGUAGAGAGACUGUAGCCUGUAGAGAGCCCGUAGAAAGCCUGUAGCCUGUAGAGAGACUGUAGCCUGUAGAAAGCCUGUAGAGAGACUGUAGCCUGUAGAGAGCCUGUAGAGAGACUGUAGCCUGUAGAGAGCCUGUAGAGAGACUGUAGCCUGUAGAGAGCCUGUAGAGAGACUGUAGCCUGUAGAGAGCCUGUAGAGAGCCUGUAGAGAGACUGUAGCCUGUAGAGAGCCUGUAGAGAGAAUGUAGCCUGUAGAGAGCCUGUAGAGAGACUGUAGCCUGUAGAGAGCCUGUAGAGGGCCUGUAGAGAGACUGUAGCCUGUAGAGAGCCUGUAGAGAGACUGUAGCCUGUAGAGAGCCUGUAGGGAGUCUGUAGAGAGAAUGUAGCCUGUAGAGAGCCUGUAGAGAGACUGUAGCCUGUAGAGAGCCUGUAGAGAGACUGUAGCCUGUAGAGAGCUUGUAGAGAGACUGUAGCCUGUAGAGAGCCUGUAGCCUGUAGAGAGCCUGUAGAGAGACUGUAGCCUGUAGAGAGCCUGUAGAGAGACUGUAGCCUGUAGAGAGCCUGUAGAGAGCCUGUAGAGAGACUGUAGCCUGUAGAGAGCCUGUAGAGAGCCUGUAGAGAGCCUGUAGAGAGUCUGUAGAGAGAAUGUAGCCUGUAGAGAGCCUGUAGAGAGACUGUAGCCUGUAGAGAGCCUGUAGAGAGACUGUAGCUUGUAGAGAGACUGUAGCCUGUAGAGAGCUUGUAGCCUGUAGAGAGCCUGUAGAAAGCCUGUAGCCUGUAGAGAGCUUGUAGAGAGACUGUAGCCUGUAGAGAGCUUGUAGCCUGUAGAGAGCCUGUAGAGAGACUGUAGAGAGCCUGUAGCCUGUAGAGAGCCUGUAGAGAGACUGUAGCCUGUAGAGAGCCUGUAGAGAGCCUGUAGAGAGACUGUAGCCUGUAGAGAGCCUGUAGAGAGACUGUAGCCUGUAGAGAGCCUGUAGAGAGACUGUAGAGAGCCUGUAGCCUGUAGAGAGCCUGUAGAGAGACUGUAGCCUGUAGAGAGCCUGUAGAGAGCCUGUAGAGAGACUGUAGCCUGUAGAGAGCCUGUAGAGAGACUGUAGCCUGUAGAGAGCCUGUAGAGAGACUGUAGCCUGUAGAGACACUGUAGAGAGACUGUAGCCUGUAGAAAGCCUGUAGAGAGACUGUAGCCUGUAGAGAGCCCGUAGAGAGCUUGUAGAGAGACUGUAGCCUGUAGAGAGCCUGUAGAAAGCCUGUAGCCUGUAGAGAGCCUGUAGAAAGCCUGUAGCCUGUAGAGAGCUUGUAGAGAGACUGUAGCCUGUAGAGAGCCUGUAGAGAGACUGUAGCCUGUAAAGAGCCUGUAGAAAGCCUGUAGCCUGUAGAGAGCUUGUAGCCUGUAGAGAGACUGUAGCCUGUAGAAAGCCUGUAGAGAGACUGUAGCCUGUAGAGAGCCUGUAGAGAGACUGUAGCCUGUAGAGACACUGUAGAGAGACUGUAGCCUGUAGAAAGCCUGUAGAGAGACUGUAGCCUGUAGAGAGCCUGUAGAGAGACUGUAGCCUGUAGAAAGCCUGUAGCCUGUAGAGAGCCUGUAGCCUGUAGAGAGCCUGUAGAGAGCCUGUAGCCUGUAGAGAGCCUGUAGAGAGACUGUAGCCUGUAGAGAGCCUGUAGAGAGACUGUAGCCUGUAGAGAGCUUGUAGAGAGACUGUAGCCUGUAGAGAGCUUGUAGAGAGACUGUAGCCUGUAGAGAGCCUGUAGAGAGACUGUAGCCUGUAGAGAGCUUGUAGCCUGUAGAGAGCCUGUAGAGAGCCUGUAGCCUGUAGAGAGAUCCUCAUCUCUGUGAGACUUUGGCUGACGAUCCAGAACUGAUGAUCCAGAACUGACCAUUCUCAAAUUGGAGAAUCAUUGAUUUUACCAAAUCAAAACAAAAGAUAAUUGUCAAUCAAUAUACCCCUAGAGAAACACCUACUACAGUACCACACAGACAUGGACACAUUUUCACUUGUACAUAGUUUUAUAUCAACCUCAAUCAUGGCCUUUGUUUUCCAUUUGGAGCAGCCUCUGGUGGAAAAGUGAUUGUGACUAUGUACAGCUCUCCCAUAGGGACCCCAGAGCCGCCGAUAAACCUCUGGCUUUUCUCUUCGCCCCGCCGGACCGGAGUUGUGCUCUGUGGCUUUUUAUGGGCAUGUUCUAUAUUAGAGACGCUCCUGUGUGUGUGUGUGUGUGUGUGUGUGUGUGUGUGUGUGUGUGUGUGUGUGUGUGUGUGUUUGUGUGUGUGUGUGUGUCUGUUUGAAGCUGGGCUCACGUGAGGCCUAUCACUCUGUGUGUCUGUGUGUCUUUGUGUGUGUGUGUGUGUCUCACACUACAGCUGUCUUGCCUCGACAGCCCUCUGCUCUGCUGUGAGGCUUUACACUGUAGAAUCCCACCAUUGGUUUCUCCUUGGUCACUUUCCACUGGGAGCUUUGAUCUCAUGUUUGCAUUAUAGCUCAGAGCCUGGUCAUUAUAGCUCAGAGCCUGGCCAGUCAGUGAAUGUCAGAAUAGGGGACGCCAAGCCAUCGUAUCAGAUAGAGUAUGCUUAUAUGGUACAGAUCAAAUAACUUGAUGCUACGCUUUGAUCCUUUUUUUCUCUUCUACUUUCUCUCUCCCUCUCUUUCGGUCUAACUCUCUGUACCAUCUCUUUCUGUCCAACUCUCUGUACCAUCUCUUUCCUUCUUUUUCUGUCCAGCUCUCUGUACCAUGUCUUUCCCUCUCUUUCUAACUCUCUCUACCAUCUCUUUCCCUCUCUUUCUAACUCUCUGUACCAUCUCUUUCCCUCUCUUUCUAACUCUCUCUACCAUCUCUUUCCCUCUCUUUCUAACUCUCUGUACCAUCUCUUUCCCUCUCUUUCUGUCUAACUCAGUAUGAAAAAUGUAUGCACUCACUAACUGUAAGUCGCUCUGGAUAAGAGUGUCUGCUAAAUGACUAAAAUGUAAAAUGUAACUCUCUGUACCAUCUCUCUCCCUCUCUUUCAGUCUAACUCGCACUAUCAUCUCUCUUUCUGUCUAACUCUCUCUCUUCCAUCUCCUUCUUUCUCUUUCCCCUUUUUCUUCCAUCUCUCUCUCUCAUUGAUAUUCUUUCUCAGUGAAUGGUGUGUAAUGUAGGCCCCUGACCCACUCAUAGCCUGGAGAUAUCCUGGCUAUUUAUGUCUCUCUCCAUUGGAAGUGGAGGAUGAUUGAGACGGGGGAAGUCCAGAUUCACUCAGGGAAUUAGGGGUUUCUGUCAUCAAGCUGUCAUCAAGGCAAAGGGUGGCUAUUUGAAGAAUCUCAAAUAUAAAAUAUAUUUGGAUUUGUUUAACACUUUUUUGCUUACUACAUGAUUCCAUAUGUGUUAUUUCAUAGUUUUGAUGUCUUCACUAUUAUUCUACAAUGUAAAAAAUAUUCAAAAUAAAGGAAAACCCUUGAAUGGGUAGGUGUUCUAAAACUUUUGACCGGUAGUGUAGACUGAAAGAUAUGUACUCACAGACUAAACCUCCUGGAAAACCUCCUGGACCUUAUCGUCAUCACAGAUAUAUUAGUCAGGAAAACCUCCUUGACCUUAUCAUCUUGACUUUUUCCACAUUUUGUUACGUUACAGCCUUAUUCUAAAAUUGAUUAAAUAUUUUUUUCCCUCAUCAAUCUACACACAAUACCCCAUAAUGAUAAAGCGAAAACAGGUUUUUAGAAAUGUUAGCAAAUUUAUAACAAAUAAAAAACGGAAAUACCAAUUUACAUAAGUAUUCAGGCCCUUUGCUAUGAGACUCGAAAUUGAGCUCAGGUGCAUCCUGUUUCCAUUGAUCAUCCUUGAGAUGUUUCUACAACUUGAUUGGAGUCCACCUGUGGUAAAUUCAAUUGAUUGGACAUGAUUUGGAAAGGCACACACCUGUCUAUAUAAGGUCCCACAGUUCACAGUGCAUGUCAGAGCAAAAACCAAGCCAUGAGGUCGAUGGAAUUGUCCGUAGAGCUCCGAGACAGGAUUGUGUCGAGGCACAGAUCUGGGGAAGGGUACCAAAACAUUUCUGCAGCAUUGAAGGUCCCCAAGAACACUGUGGCCUCCAUCAUUCUUAAAUGGAAGAAGUUUGGAACCACCAAGACUCUUCCUAGAGCAGGCCGCCCGGCCAAACUGAGCAAUCGGGGGAGAAGGGCCUUGGUCAGGGAGGUGACCAAAAACCAGAUGGUCACUCUGACAGAGCUUUAGAGUUCCUCUGUGGAGAUGGUUGUCCUUCUGGAAGGUUCUCCCAUCUCUGCAGCACUCCACCAAUCAGGCCUUUAUGGUAGUGGCCAGACGAAAGCCACUCCUUAGUAAAAGGCAAAUUACAGCCCGCUUGAAGUUUGCCAAAAGGCCCCUAAAGGAUUCUCAGACCAUGAGAAGCAAGAUUCUCUGGUCUGAUGAAACCAAGAUUGAUAUUUUUGCCUGAAUGCCAAGCGUCAUGUCUGGAGGAAACCUGACACCAUCCCUACGGUGAAGCAUGUUGGUGGCAGCAUCAUGCUGUGGGGAUCUUUUUCAGUGGCAGGGACUGGAAGAUUAGUCAGGAUUUAGGGAAAGAUGAACGGAGCAAAGUGCAGAGAGAUCCUUGAUGAAAACCUGCUCCAGAGCACUCAGGACCUCAGACUGGAGCGAAGGUUCACCUUCCAACAAGACAACGACCCUAAGCACACAGCCAAGACAACGCAGGAGUGGCUUCGGGAAAAGUCUCUGAAUGUCCUUGAGUGGCCCAGCCAGAGCCCGGACUUGAACCCGAUCUAACAUCUCUGGAGAGACCUGAAAAUAGCUUUGCAGCGACGUUCCCCAUCCAAUCUGACAGUGCUUGAGAGGAUCUGCAGAGAAGAAUGGGAGAAACUCCCCAAAUACAGGUGUGCCAAGCUUGUAGCAUCAUACCCAAGAAGACUUGAGGGUGUAAUCGCUGCCAAAGAUGCUUCAACAAAGUACUGAGUAAAGGGUCUGAAUACUAAUGGAAAUGUUAUUUUUUUUAAUUUUAUUUUUUUUAAAUAAAUAAAUGUGCACAAAUAUAUAGAAACCGGUUUUUGCUUUGUCAUUAUGGGGUAUUGUGUGUAGAUUGAUGAGGAAAAAAACAAAUGUAAUCAAUUUUAGAAUAAGGCUGUAACGUAACAAAAUGUGGAAAAAGUCAAGGGGUCUGAAUACUUUCCGAAUGCACCGUAUUGGUCAGGAAAACCUCCUGGACCUUAUCAUCAAAUAUGUAUUGGUCAGGUAAACCUCCUGGGCCUUAUCAUCAUCACAGAUGUAUAGGUCAUAGCGUCACUUUAUCUUUGCAGGGAUUUCCUCCAUUUCAUGGAGAAGGGGGUUUCUUUUAAGGAUCCUCUAGCAGGCUAAUUGUUUUCGAUGGGAUAUGGAGAGAGUGAAAGUAAAAGGUCUGUCAAGGUUGGUCCUCCCUAUGAAAGGACUGUCUAUCUCGGUUUAUGAAAAUCAUGUGCAUCUGAUUUGGGCAAGAAUUUGCUCAAAAAAAGAGUUGUCUCUUUCUGUCUCUCCCUCUGACACACAAUGAGAAACUGUAGUAAGUUUGCUGCAUUUUACAAUGUCGGAGUGUAUAAGAUAAUUAUUCAAAUCAAACCGAUACACUUGGGAAUAGAGCUGUACAGUACUUCUGACCAUCAUUUCAUCAUCUCCACAUCUGUAAACAUUCUCUAGGAGAGGCUCUCUUUAAGUAUUUAAGCCACUGUUUGGAAGACCUAAGAUAGUGGUUCCCAACUCCAGUCCUCGAGUCCCCCCAACUGCACACAUUGUUAUUGUAGUCCCAGACAAGCACACCUGAUUCAACUUGUCAAUGAAUCAUCAGGCCCUCAAUGAGUUGAAUCAGGCAUGAUUGUCCUGUGUGCUGUUGGGGUUACUGGAGGACCGGAGUUGGGCACCACUGGGACACACUGCAGUAUAUGCUUUUAAUGUGUGUAUAUUGUGACAACAUAUCAAUGUCUUAAAGCAUGCCAAUCAAAAUACGUAUGUGUAAGAGAAAAUAUAUUCUUAAACCAAUGGCUGUAAUAUCUGCUAAUAUCUAACCCAUAAUGCAAUUAAAUCAGUUGUCAUAGCAACGGAAGAAUAAUAACAUCCUUUCUCAAAAUAAAGCUAAAUAAAGAAACAGAAAUUAUUAUAUUUGUUUAUCUUUUCCACAGCAUAUCGACACCACGGGGGAUAUUUAGUUAAAUUGUCAUAGCAACAUCAGCUUAGGUACAGGUCAAAAUAAGAGAACUGUACUACAGUGUCACUAGGGAAACAAUGCGUUCCUUUUCCCAUUUGUGUGAAGGUAAACUGUAAACAUUAGACAUGCUCAGUGCCUUACAAGGCCAGAGGGAUCUCCCAAUGAACAGAGGAAUGCUGGGAGGAGAGGGAGGAGGGAGGGAAAGAGGGAUGGAAGCUAGCAGGGAUCUGGAAGUUCCAAUGGAAAAAGGAUCCUUCUAAUAAAAUUCCAGUUGCCCAGUUAUAAAAUCACAGUCAAAUUGCACACUGCCUUCGACUAGCUGGCAUGCAUGGCAGUUAAGUGGAACUGCUGUAUAACAGGGGUAGCAUGAGGUAACUGGCCCAUUGAGACUGGUGCUCUCACUCAGGCUAUGGAGAGCACUGUGAGAGCUGCUCAGAGCACUAUUACAGAGGAAUGUAUGGGUGUUGAGUUAUACUUAACAUUAAUUGAUAAAGGCUAUUUGUAUGUUGUCAGUUAUAUAUAUAAAAGACACCACCUAUGAGAUUGUUCAGUUUUUGUUGACAAGCAUUCUCUCUCGCUCUCCACCCCCUCUUUCCCUCCCAGAUGGAGCUGUCUGACCUGCUGAAGCCUAUCUCAGAGAAAAUCCAGGAGAUUCAGAACUUCCGGGAAUGUAACCGUGGCAGCAGCCAAUUCAACCACCUAUCAGCUGUCAGCGAGAGCAUCCCAGCGCUGGGCUGGGUCGCCGUGGUGAGGAGACAUCACUCACUCAUUCACAUAGGGAAACAACACAGGGCUCCAUUUCUAGUGAUCUUAAGCCAUCUUCUUCCUUGUAUGACCGCUCAUUCCUCCCCUUUGCUUUUCCGAGCUACCAGUUAAAAAAAAUAUCUAUUCUCUUGUAUUUUGGUAUAAUUUCAAGACCAUUACAUUUAUCAAAUCCCAUCUACUUGAGAUGCUGUGAUACUGCGAUACUAUGCGGAAACUGUGGUCUCUCAGAACAAGUCAAUGGUUUGCCAGGGAGCUGCUGUUUCACAUGAUUUGUGUCAAACCUGUUUGAAGGCUCAUGUCACCACAUUGUCUUGUGUCUUUGCUCUACACUAGCCAAAGCUACAUUUGGCCUAUCGUCUGUACAUACUGUAUAUAUCUUUGCUCUUGGCUACUGCACAGUGGUUUAAUGCACUUCUGCCCAAUGGAUGGUGACAUCAUAAUCGACUCCUCAUUUUUAUAUCCAUGUUUCAGUGAAUGCAGAGCAGAGAUGUCUAAAUUCAUACAUGGGGUCAGCUUUGUUUAACCACCUCUCUCUUUUUUUUCUCCUUCUCUCUCUCCUUCUCUCUUCCAGAGCCAGAAGCCAGUUCCCUAUGUGAAGGAGAUGAAUGAUGCUGCCAUUUUCUACACUAACAGAGUUCUGAAAGAGUAUAAAGAAUUGUGAGUAUGGAUGCUGGUACAUUACAACUUUAGCUUAUUAGCAACUUUGCAGAUUAUUGUUGCUCACUAAAAAUACCUGUCUGUCUUUUUCGCUCUCUGUGUAUUCGUCCUAAUCCAUCCCCCUUUUCCCUUGUCACCCUUUCUCUCUCCCUCUCUCUGUCUGUCUGUUGAUCUCUUUCUCUAUAGAGACAAGCGUCAUGUGGAGUGGGUGGGGUCCUACCUAUCCAUCUGGACUGAGCUUCAGGCCUUCAUCAAACAGCAUCAUACAACAGGCCUAGUCUGGAGCAAGACUGUGAGUAGCAGCGGCACUUAAGAUUUACAGGAAUAAUCAUCCAGUCCAGUGGAGGCUCCUCAGAGGAGAAAGGGGAGGACCAUCCUCCUCAGUGAAUUUAAUAAAAAUACAAAUUUUAAAACAUAAACAAAGUAUCAUUUUUAGAUAAAACUAUACUAAAUAUAAUCACGUGUCACCAAAUAAUUGAUUAAAACACACUAUUUUGCAAUGAAGUUCUACAGUAGCCUCAACAUCACUCUGUAGGGUAGCACCAUGGUGUAGCGGGAGGACAGCUAGCUUCUGUCCUCCUCUGGGUACAUUGACUUCAAUACAAAACCUAGUGAGCUCAUGGUUCUCACCCCCUUCCACAGUAAUUAUGAUAACUUCCGGAGGACGUCAUCCAACCUAUCAGAGCUCUUGCAGUAUGAACUGACAUGUUGUCCACCCAAUCAAAGGAUCAGAGAAUGAAUCUAGUACUGAAAGCAUAAGGUACAGCUAGCUAGCACUGCAGUGCAUAAAAUAUGGUGAGUAGUUGACUCCAAGAGAAAGUAAGACAAUAGUUGAACAGUUUUGAAUAAAAUAAUUUCUUCCAAAAUGAAGGAGAAGCAAGAGAGAGAGAGAGAGAGAGAGAGAGAGAGAUUUUGUUAAAGAAAAAUCACUUUCAGUUUCACUUACUUAGCUAGCAAAUGCAGCUAGCUAGUUUAGCCUACUCCAACACACUGUUCAAACAGAGGGAUGCUAUGUUAGCUAGCUGGCUAUGUCUAUCCAACACAACACUGGAACUCUUCCAAGUCAAGGCAAGCUUUUUGUUUUACUAAUUUAUUGCCACCAGGCCCGCCAGUGUAAGUGCUAAACUGCUUACUGACUGUACACUGUAACGUUACUGUAUGAUUAUAGCGGGUUUACUAACGUGUUAGCUAUAUUAGCUAUGUUGACUAUGACAUUACUUUAGCUAAUAUGGUGACAACAAUGUAGGCUGUGUGUAGCGGUUAUGAUAUGGUCUGGCUUGGAAAGUAUUUUUUGCCUGGUGUGUUGUGCAUUGUAGUCCACAAGCUAAGGGAAAAGGUGAGAGGAGGAGAGCACAUAGAUGCGAGAAGGAAUACAACGUGGCUGCUAUGAAAGUGAACUGUGUUUAUGCGUGAUCAGGGGUGUGUUCAUUCCGCCGAUUCUAUUGCAAAACGUUUCUUAAAUGGAAGCAAACGGAACAAAACAGGGAUAAACAUACCUGAAUUUGUCCAAUAGAAACUCUUGUUUGCAACGUUUGGACUAAUGAUUACACCCUAUAUCAGCUAGAUGCAGGCAAGAGUGUGCAAGGCGGUAUUGAAUGUGUCACUGUCUGUCCAUGUGUCACUGUCUGUCACCUCAACAUUAUCUCUCAAUCUGUGUGCACCUACGUUGUAAACUUUCCUUCAUAGGCUAAAUUGUAGCAACCUCAUGAUGGGUACAGGGAAAAUGUGAGUAUCAUGUAGUAGCCUAAUCCUAUCACUGUUACAUUGAGCUGGGUGAAUGGAAUAUGAAUGAGAGUCAUCCAAUAUGCUGUAAAAGAAAUAAGGCCAUGCUCAUCGUCCUCCCUCAUCUUAAACGGCACUGACCACCACUGUAAUCAUCACUUACUAACUAAACUGUGUAACUAUAUUAUCACAUUAUGACUACAACUCUAACGCUUCAGUUCACACAGUACAUACAGUGGGGUCCGAAUUAUUGACACCCUUGAUAAAGAUGAGCAAAAAUGACUAUAUAAAAUAAAUAAUUAAAAUACUCAGCUAUAUUGUACGCUCCAAAAAAUUGGGAAAUUAUAUUAUUUUAUACUAAUACAAUUGCUCUGAGAAAUACAAUAAAGUAAUAGAUUUUUUUCUUAAAGGUAGGUGUCAAAUUAUUGACACCUCUGUUUUCAAUAAUUUUCAAUACCCCACCUUGCGAGGAUAACGGCACUGAGACUUUUUCUAAAAUGUUUUAUGAGUUGGAGAACACAUUGGGAAGGAUCUUAGACUAUUCCUCCAUACAGAAUCCUUCCAGAUCCUUGAUAUCAUUUGUCUGUGCUCUUCAGGUUUUCAAUGGGGUUCAAGUCUGGAGACUGAGAUGGCCAUUGCAAAAUAUAGAUUUUGUGGGCAAUUAACAAUUUCUUUGUGGAUUGUAAUGUUAAGGUGAGGUAUUGAAAACAGGGGUGUCAAUAAUUUUGACCCCUACCUUUUUGGGGAAAAACAGUACUACUUGUUAAACAAAAUCUCUUUCUCAGAACAAUUGUAUUAGUCUAAAAUAAUAUAAUUUCCCAUUUUUUUGGAGCGUAAAAUAUAGCUGAGUAUUUUAAUUAUUUAUUUUAUAUAGUCAUUUUUGCUCAUCUUUAUCAAGGGUGUAAAUCAUUUCGGACUCCACUGUAUGUUAUCAUCAUGUUGUAACUGUGCUGUAAAACAGUUACAUGAAGACAUAUAAUGGAUAGUUAAUGUCUUAUAUUACAGUGCUUCAGCAGCACUAUGAUCCUCUAGCUAGCCAACGUCCAGUGGGGCAUUCCCUCUACAUUCCAUUAUCUAUGUGUUACAGCAGCAAAUAGCUCCUGAUCCAACCUCCUCAACACUGCCCUCAGCACUUUGACUUGUUGGAGGAAUAGGGCCAGGGCCAGGAGUUUUUCAUGACUGUGUGACCUGAGAAGGAAAAACUCGGUUCCCACUGCCUGACUUCUCAGGACUUUUAUCUGACGUUGGAUAAAUAGGCCCAGAAUUCCCUGCUUUUUCCGUGAUUAGGUCACAUGGUCAGAAAACGCUCCUGGCCCUAUGGAUUAACUAUAACCUUGCUUGCCAUGCAGGUUUGAACAGGCGGGAACAAGACUCAAUGAAUUACAGCUCGCCUUGAGACAUAAUCGUCUCUGACUAUUUUGGAGUCGUCCAAUUGUUUUCAUGUGCAGCAGAGCCUCAGAUGUUGUUUUCUGUUGUUUUAUUUUUGAAGCGGUAUAGGGCUGCUGCCCAUAUGGUACCCUAUUACCUACAUAGAGCCCAUAGGCUCUGGUCAAAAGUAGUGCACUAAAUAGGGAAUAUGGUGCCAUUUUGGGAUGUCUUUCUCAUGUUAAUAACUCCACAGUGUAUAUUUCCAUGUGUAGUUAUGCAGGCAGGCAGCUAGUUGCGAAAGAACCAGCUUGUAUGAAUGACUUGGUCCCUAGUGUUCUGGUGGCUGCUUUGUGGUUCUCAAUUGAGCAAUUGUAGAGUCAACCCCCUGCCUCCGUCCCAUCAUCAACCCACUGUUUGUGAAAGUCUUCUAUCCUAUGCUUUCCGUUUUCUUCAUCUACUACUCUUUGUCCUUUUGUUCAAACAAAAGGAGAAGGAGAAAAGGAGGGAAAGGAGAACAGAGAGAGGAAAAAGGAGAAAGAGGAAAAAGGGACAAGAAAGGAAAAAGAGUAUAAGGGAAAAAGAGAAAAAGAUUCAGAAAGAUAGAGAUGAAAAGGGAAAGAUGACAUCAUACAUAGCGUUUGAUGAUGGUGACAAAGGGAAAGGGUCGAAGAGCUUCCCCCGCUCUCUCACCCUUCUCCCCUCUUCCCCCCUUCUCCCCCCUUCUCCCUCUCUCUUCCCCCCUUCUCCCUCUCCCUUUUCUCUCUGGCAGGUAUCCAAUCAGAAAUCAUAUUCCUGCAUCCAGUGGAAGUGAUGCGUUUAUUUGUUUGGCUUUUUGCGUGAUAAUAAAAUUAAAAGUAAAACUCCUUGAAAACUUCACAUUUCUCUAAACCCGAAAGAGUGUUGAACUCAGGUCAAGGCAACUGUCUGUUUCAGUGAUCUGCCAUAAUCCUCUAUGUGGUCCUUUGAGGCACAUAGGCUGUCACACAAUUUGGUGGAUUGAAAGUGUGUGUGUGUGUGUGUAUGGAGGGAAACCUGACAGCGUGCGGUGACUUUGUGUCAGCUGUCCCUCCUGCCGUUAGGUGUCAGGGUUUUUGUGUGUGCGUGUGUGUGUGUGUGUGUGUGUGUGUGUGUGUGUGAAGGAUUGUGUGGCGUGGACAGGUGGUCCUCAGGUUGGACUUGAAUGGAGGUUUUCUUCAUCAAAGAAAGCCCCAACAAAAGCCCUGUGAGUCUCAGGCCCUACACACCUGCUCCAACACACCCCACAACAUAACUUAAACUACUGGGCUUUUUUCUCAUCUAAUCUGUCUGCUUCUGUUCAGAGGGGCAGGGACACACUGUCACACACCCUCACACGCAGACACACACACGUUGUGUAUUCACACAAACUACACACACACAAGAGCGUGCACACACACACACACAGCUCUGGAUUCAAUCCGUAUCGCAGAAGUAUCGUGGAAAAUCUGUGUUAUAACUCGAUUAAAAUUUAAAGGCAAUGUUCAUGGCGACUGCGUUCGCGGUAAUAGCUGCAUAUGUCAGCUCAACCGGAAAUGACCUUUCAAUUUUUAUGCGGAUCUUCCAUGAUACGGAAUGAAUCCAGCCCUUAAUUUCAUUGCACUCAGCUUUAACCCUUGGGCAUUUGCUUAGCUGAUAACUGUAAUACAACGGUGUUGUUUUGUAAUGAUAUGUACCACACAUGUCACAGGUCAGAGGUUGAGUACUGUCAGCUGGACCUCAUAGACUGCUGAACCUCCAAUAAACUACGACACCAAUCACCAGUACAUCAGUCUCACACUGGCUGCAGUGGUACAUGCGUGGUGUGUGUGUGCGCUCGUGCGUGUGCAUGUGUGCGUGCAUGCGUGUGGGGGGGGGUUGUUGUACAGUUGCUGCGGCUUGUUUGAGCAUGUGUAACUUUCCUUGGCAGCUGUGCAGUCAGAGACAGACAGACACAAAGAGAGACAGAGAGAGAGUCUGCUUGUCUUUCCUGGAGUUGGCAGGCAGGUGGCUUUACUUUCAUGCUCAUUAGCUUGGUCAGUAAGGCUCUCAGUGAGAAAAAAUGCAUUUGGAGUAAAGGUUGACCAAAGUCCCUGUCGCAGCAGGACUUAGGCUGGGAUUCAAUCCAAUCUGCCUUAGAUUCGUGUUAUAGCACGCUUGACAUUAAAGGUCAUUUCUGAUUGACCCCACAUAUGCAGCGUUUACCGUGAAUGCGAUCUUUGCGAAUGCGGGAACAUUGCCUUUAAAAGCUGCAUUGUCACAACCUACAGUCGGAUUGAAUCCCAGCCUUAGGUCUACACUUUUCACCAUAUACAUAUAUAAACAUCAAGAACAGCACCCUGACACAUUGAUAGUUAAGGUUCCUAUUGGCCAAGGGCGGACAACUCUGGUCCUGGAGAGCUGGAGGGACAGGGUUUGCAGGCGUUUGUUCCAACCCAGCUUUGACGUUGGCCACCUCUGCUAUAAGAAACCAGUUGAAUAUGAAGACCCUCAACUAUUUGUCCUAUACUCCACCUGCUGGCCAACAACUGUAGUUCCAGAACGCUUCACCAUCAUCUUGUCUUGAUUCACAGACAGUAACACGCCUCUCUCUAUCUCUCAACACAGGGUCCCAUUGCCCCUCCCUCUCUGUUCGCCCCUGCCCCUGGCGGUCCCUGCCCCCCUCCACCACCCCCAACCCCUGGACCCCCACCAGUAUUCACAGGUGAACUGCCCCAGGCCGACAGCACCAUGGCCCAGCACUUGGCUCUCUUCGCCCAGCUGAACCAAGGAGAAGCCAUCACUAAAGGUAGCCAAGCCACCAUCACCCAGGGGUUGAAGAGCAGGGGAGGGAGGGAGAGAGGGAGGGAGGGAGGGAGAAAGUGAGGGAGAGUUGUGGGUUGAAUCAACAGUUACAGAGUCCUGAGAGCACCACUGCCCAGCUGAACCAGGGAUCUGACAUCACUAAAGGUAGCCGAGGAAGGAGGAGGAGAAACAGAAGGAGAAAGUGAGGGAGAAUUGAAGAGAGUUGCUGUGUUGUGAGGACAUAGAAAUAGUCAUUAUAUUUCUAUGCUGUGUUUAUUAAACAACAGUUAGGGUCAAAGUUUCUCAAAUGUAGAUUUGUUAGUCAUUUUGUUAUACAUUUUUGUACUAAAACAAUAACUUAUUACAAGUAAGUAUCCUCUCUCUGUUCACUAGCGUUAAAGCACGUCUCAAAGGACCAGAUGACCCAUAAGAACCCUGCCCUUCGCUCCCAGGGAGGGGAGAAUCACGCCUCCCCAUCCAAGAGCCGGAAUCCCGGAGGCUCCUCCAACAUAGCGCCGCCCCAGAAACGACCCCCACUGCUGGAGCUGGAGGGGAAGAAAUGGAGGGUGGUACGUUACCUAGUAUCUUGCCUCACCUGCCAGGUUUCUAAGUUGUCCUAUUAUCUAAAUGGAGGACAUAGAGGAUCUUAAAGAAUAUCUGUUGAGUCAGGAAAGUUUAGGUGCUUCUCACAGAUUCAAUUACCAAGACUGCUGUUAGUGUGACAGUACUUUUUCGGAGGCGAUUGUGAUGUCUGGUGCUGAACCCAAUGAGGUCAUCCAAAGGUGAAGGGUCAAACUGGAGAGAGGUCAUACGGUCACAGGUCUUGUUUGUUGUUUCUCCCCACAGGAGUACUUUGACCAGGCUCAUGACCUGGUUAUCGAGGAGCCAGAGCUGAGACAGGUGGCCUAUGUCUUCUGCUGCAGCAACUCUACUCUACAGAUAAAGGGAAAGAUCAACUCCAUCAUUGUGGGUGAGUUCAGCCAUCUGUUGUAUUACUUCUGAGUUGAUAAUACUAUAUUUCUGUUAUUAAGUUUGAUGAUUUACAGUGGGGAAAAAAAGUAUUUAGUCAGCCACCAAUUGUGCAAGUUCUCCCACUUAAAAAGAUGAGAGAGGCCUGUAAUUUUCAUCAUAGGUACACGUCAACUAUGACAGACAAAAUGAGAAAAAAAAUACCAGAAAAUCACAUUGUAGGAUUUGUAAUGAAUUUAUUUGCAAAUUAUGGUGGAAAAUAAGUAUUUGGUCACCUAUAAACAAGCAAGAUUUCUGGCUCUCACAGACCUGUAACUUCUUCUUUAAGAGGCUCCUCUGUCCUCCACUCGUUACCUGUAGUAAUGGCACCUGUUUGAACUUGUUAUCAGUAUAAAAGACACCUGUCCACAACCUCAAAAAGUCACACUCCAAACUCCACUAUGGCCAAGACCAAAGAGCUGUCAAAGGACACCAGAAACAAAAUUGUAGACCUGCACCAGGCUGGGAAGACUGAAUCAGCAAUAGGUAAGCAGCUUGGUUUGAAGAAAUCAACUGUGGGAGCAAUUAUUAGGAAAUGGAAGACAUACAAGACCACUGAUAAUCUCCCUCGAUCUGGGGCUCCACGCAAGAUCUCACCCCGUGGGGUCAAAAUGAUCACAAGAACGGUGAGCAAAAAUCCCAGAACCACACGGGGGGACCUAGUGAAUGACCUGCAGAGAGCUGGGACCAAAGUAACAAAGCCUACCAUCAGUAACACACUACGCCGCCAGGGACUCAAAUCCUGCAGUGCCAGACGUGUCCCCCUGCUAAAGCCAGUACAUGUCCAGGCCCGUCUGAAGUUUGCUAGAGUGCAUUUGGAUGAUCCAGAAGAGGAUUGGGAGAAUGUCAUAUGGUCAGAUGAAACCAAAAUAUAACUUUUUGGUAAAAACUCAACUCGUCGUGUUUGGAGGACAAAGAAUGCUGAGUUGCAUCCAAAGAACACCAUACCUACUGUGAAGCAUGGGGGUGGAAACAUCAUGAUUUGGGGCUGUUUUUCUGCAAAGGGACCAGGACGACUGAUCCGUGUAAAGGAAAGAAUGAAUGGGGCCAUGUAUCGUGAGAUUUUGAGUGAAAACCUCCUUCCAUCAGCAAGGGCAUUGAAGAUGAAACGUGGCUGGGUCUUUCAGCAUGACAAUGAUCCCAAACACACCGCCCGGGCAACAAAGGAGUGGCUUCGUAAGAAGCAUUUCAAGGUCCUGGAGUGGCCUAGCCAGUCUCCAGAUCUCAAUCUUUGGAGGGAGUUGAAAGUCCGUGUUGCCCAGCGACAGCCCCAAAACAUCACUGCUCUAGAGGAGAUCUUCAUGGAGGAAUGGGCCAAAAUACCAGCAACAGUGUGUGAAAACCUUGUGAAGACUUACAGAAAACGUUUGACCUGUGUCAUUGCCAACAAAGGGUAUAUAACAAAGUAUUGAGAAACUUUUGUUAUUGACCAAAUACUUAUUUUCCACCAUAAUUUGCAAAUAAAUCCUACAAUGUGAUUUUCUGGAAUUUUUUUUCUCAUUUUGUCUGUCAUAGUUGACGUGUACCUAUGAUGAAAAUUACAGGCCUCUCUCAUCUUUUUAAGUGGGAGAACUAAGUGGCUGACUAAAUACUUUUUUCCCCCACUGUAUACUGCAACGUCAUUUACAGUGGACAAUUUCUUUGUCAGCUUUGACAGUAUCAUUCCUGUAUCUCUCUCCCUCACUGAUUUCAUGUUUUCCUAUGAUGUUCACCUCUGACAGAUAACUGCAAGAAGCUUGGUCUGGUGUUUGACAGUGUUGUUGGCAUUGUGGAAAUCAUCAACUCAAAGGACAUUCAGUUGCAGGUCAGCUCAAAUUUCAUACAUGUUCAAGCAAAUAACACACAGUUUGCUCUCUUUCCUCUCUGCACCUGAAGUUCAGCUUCAAUGUACCUGCAAUAAACCUAUCAUAGAUGUAUAGUACUGACAAGCUUCAAUAAACCUAUCAAAUCAAAUUUUAUUUGUCACAUGCGCCGAAUACAGGUGUAGACCUUACAGUAAAAUGCUUACUUACAAGCCCUUAACCAACAAUGCAGUUUUAAGAAAAAUAAGUGUUAAGUAAAAAAUAGAUAACUAAAAAAGAAAAAUAACAAAUAAUUAAAGAGCAGCAGUAAAAUAACAGUAGCGAGGCUAUAUACAGGGGGUACCGGUACAGAGUCAAUGUGCGGGGGCACAGGUUAGUCGAGGUAAUUGAGUAGUACAGUUGAAGUCGGAAGUUUACAUACACUUAGGUUGGAGUCAUUAAAACUAGUUUUUCAACCACUCCACAAAUUUCUUGUUAACAAACUAUAGUUUUGGCAAGUCGGUUAGGACAUCUACUUUGUGCAUGACACAAGUAAUUUUUCCAACAAUUGUUUACAAACAGAUUAUUUCACUUAUAAUUCACUGUAUGACAAUUCCAGUGGGUUCCAGUUGACUGUGCCUUUAAACAGCUUGGAAAAUUCCAGAAAAUGAUGUCAUGGCUUUAGAAGCUUCUGAUAGAGCUGGUGUAACUGAGUCAGGUUUGUAGGCCUCCUUGCUCGCACACACUUUUUCAGUUCUGCCCACAAAUGUUCUAUAGGAUUGAGGUCAGGGCUUUGUGAUGGCCACUCCAAUACCCUGACUUUGUUGUCCUUAAGCCAUUUUGCCACAAUUUUGGAAGUAUGCUUGGGGUCAUUGUCCAUUUGGAAGACCCAUUUGCGACCAAGCUUUAACUUCCUGACUGAUGUCUUGAGAUGUUGCUUCAAUAUAUACACAUCAUUUUCCUUCCUCAUGAUGCCAUCUAUUUUGUGAAGUGCACCAGUCCCUCCUGCAGCAAAGCACCCCCACAGCAUGAUGCUGCCACCCCCGUGCUUCAUGGUUGGGAUGGUGUUCUUCGGCUUGCAAGCGGCCCCCUUUUUCCUCCAAUCAUAACGAUGGUCAUUAUGGCCAAACAGUUCUAUUUUUGUUUCAUCAGACCAGAGGACAUUUCUCCAAAGGGUAUGAUCUUUGUCCCCAUGUGCAGUUGCAAACCGUAGUCUGGCUUUUUUAUGGUGUUUUGGAGCAGUGGCUUCUUCCUUGCUGAACGGCCUUUCAGGUUAUGUCGAUAUAGGACUUGUUUUACUGUGGAUAUAGAUAAUUUUGUACCCGUUUCCUCCAGCAUCUUCCAAAGGUCCUUUGCUGUUGUUCUGGGAUUGAUUUGCACCUUUCGCACCAAAGUACGUUCAUCUCUAGGAGACAGAACGCGUCUUCUUCCUGAGCGGUAUGACGGCUGCGUGGCCCCAUGGUGUUUAUACUUGCGUACUAUUGUUUGUACAGAUGAACGUGGUACCUUCAGGCGUUUGGAAAUUGCUCCCAAGGAUGAACCAGACUUGUGGAAGUCUACCAUUUUUUUUCCUGAGGUCUUGGCUGAUUUCUUUUCAUUUUCCCAUGAUGUCAAGCAAAGAGGCACUGGGUUUGAAGGUAGGCCUUGAAAUACACCCACAGGGACACCUCCAAUUGACUCAGAUGAUGUCAAUUAGCCUAUCAGAAGCUUCUAAAGCCAUGACAUCAUUUUCUGGAAUUUUCCAAGCUGUUUAAAGGCACAGUCAACUUAGUGUAUGUAAACUUCUGACCCACUGGAAUUGUGAUACAGUGAAUUAUAAGUGAAAUAAUCUGUCUGUAAACAAUUGUUGGAAAAAUUACUUGUGUCAUGCACAAAGUAGAUGUCCUAACCGACUUGCCAAAACUAUAGUUUGUUAGCCCCGUGUAGCUCAGUUGGUAGAGCAUGGCGCUUGCAACGCCAGGGUUGUGGGUUCGAUUUCCACGGGGGGCCAGUAUGAAAAAAAAAAUGUAUGCACUCACUAACUGUAAGUCGGAUAAGAGAGUCUGCUAAAUGACAAAAAAUGUCAAAAACUAAUAAAUAAAAAUGUUAACAAGAAAUUUGUGGAGUGGUUGAAAAAUGAGGAUUAAUGACUCCAACCUAAGUGUAUGUAAACAUCCGACUUCAACUGUAGGUAUAUGUAUAGUACUGACACAUUUCAAUAAACCUAUCAUAGAUGUAUAGUACUGGCACGCUUCAAUAAACCUAUCAUAGAUGUAUAGUACUGGCACGCUUCAAUAAACCUAUCAUAGAUGUAUAGUACUGACACAUUUCAAUAAACCUAUCAUAGAUGUAUAGUACUGGCACGCUUCAAUAAACCUAUCAUAGAUGUAUAGUACUGGCACGCUUCAAUAAACCUAUCAUAGAUGUAUAGUACUGACACGUUUAUUUUUAUAUGUUAUGUUGGGCCAUGAGUUAGGUGCCUCUGAGUUAGGGCCAUGAGUUUUUUCCUGGUCAGGUUACGUGGUCAGGAAAAAUUACUGUCCCUAGACUAGUUAUAAGAUGGAAGUAUCUGUGCUGAUACUCUGCCCCACUUUUGUCCAGGUGAUGGGUAAAGUUCCCACCAUCUCCAUCAACAAGACAGAGGGCUGCCAAGUCUACCUGAAUAAGGACGCUCUGGACUGUGAGAUCGUCAGCGCCAAGAGCUCCGAGAUGAACAUCCUGGUACCGCAGGACGACGACUAUGUGAGUGUGUGUUAGUGUGUGUGUGUGUGUGUGUGUGUGAGAGAGAGAGAGAGAUAGUGUAAGUAUGAGACUGAGUGAGAGUGUGUCUGAGUGUUGUUUUAUUUUUAACAUCGUCUGUUUAACAGAGGGAGUUCCCAGUUCCUGAGCAGUUCAAGACCGUUUGGGACGGGUCCAAACUGGUGACAGAACCCACAGAGAUUGCUGGCUGA
Molecule: messenger RNA, 24769 nt
Organism: Coregonus sp. 'balchen'
Lineage: Eukaryota; Metazoa; Chordata; Actinopteri; Salmoniformes; Salmonidae
Source: the annotation of a GenBank genome assembly